Molecule: messenger RNA, 1415 nt
Organism: Diuraphis noxia (Russian wheat aphid)
Lineage: Eukaryota; Metazoa; Arthropoda; Insecta; Hemiptera; Aphididae
Product: UDP-xylose synthase
Biological process (GO): D-xylose metabolic process
Cellular component (GO): cytoplasm
Molecular function (GO): NAD+ binding; UDP-glucuronate decarboxylase activity
Source: RefSeq, a predicted model, not a curated record
AUAAUUAUUAUUAAUAUUAAUUAUAUAGCACAUUACCUCAAAACUAUUUUAUCAAACAAGUGUGAACGCAUUAAAGUAUAUCUAAUAACCGUUGGUGGCUUAAAAUUUAUGAUGGCUUGACAGUUGACGGAUAACAAAUGAAAAAUGUAAAUGAUAAUUAAUUAUUAUAAUAAAUAAUUUAUCGUCGGCCGUCGACGUUCAUUCUGACACACCGUCCCCCCCCGCCAUUUAUUUGCGUAUGGUAACGAUAACAAAUUUUAGCAGUAAAAAUUUUGACUACCAAUAAUGAUUGUUAUAUCAUUAUGUUCCUAUCGGACCCGUCCAAGUACAGACAUCAAAUGUUGAUCCGCAUAAAUGUUUUCCUGGCAUUGGUAAUAGGCAGUAGCCUGCUUUUGUUGGGAAUUAUCUAUUGUUUUAUAUCAAAUAAUAAUAUAUCCAAACAUGAAUUUCAAGUAUCAAACAAAAAGGAGUUUCAGAUUUUUGGAACUGCUGAAUCUGAAGACAAUAUAGAUCUUAUUAAUAAGCUAAAAAGGGACCUCGCUACCGCAAAUGARAAAAUAGAACAACUUGAAAACAAGAUGCAAGGGUUUGAAGAACGUAUCAAAAAGCCUUAUCCAAAUGUCAAAUAUUUAAACUACCGUUCAAAAAAACGUAUUCUAGUUACUGGUGGUGCUGGUUUUGUUGGAUCCCAUUUGGUUGAUAAAUURAUGAAAGCGGGUCAUGACAUUACUGUUGUAGACAAUUUUUUCACGGGGGUUAAAGCAAAUGUUGAACAGUGGAUUGGUCAUGCUAACUUUGAGUUAAUUCAUCAAGACAUAGUCAAUCCCCUUUUUGUUGAAGUAGAUGAGAUUUAUCAUUUAGCUUCACCUGCAUCACCUCCACAUUACAUGUUCAACCCAGUAAAAACAAUUAAGACUAAUACAAUAGGAACAAUUAAUAUGUUAGGACUGGCAAAACGAGUAGGUGCUAAAGUCUUGAUUGCAAGCACUUCUGAAGUCUAUGGUGAUCCUGAAGUACACCCACAACCUGAAACAUAUUGGGGGCAUGUCAAUCCAAUUGGUCCACGUGCUUGUUAUGAUGAAGGUAAAAGAGUUUCAGAAACAUUGAGUUAUGCAUAUGCAAAACAUGAAAAAGUAUCUGUUCGUGUUGCCAGAAUAUUUAAUACACAUGGGCCUCGAAUGCAUAUGAAUGACGGACGGGUAGUUUCCAACUUUAUAUUACAAGCACUUCGAGAUGAGCCGAUUACGGUAUAUGGUACAGGUAAUCAAACACGUUCAUUUCAGUAUGUGUCUGAUCUAGUGAAUGGAUUGAUUGCCUUAAUGGAUUCCAAUUAUACCCAACCAGUCAAUCUCGGAAACCCAACUGAACAUACCAUUAACGGUGGGCUUAAAAGAAGGUUUAAAAAUGACWAUUAA